AUGGAGCUGUCCUCCGUUGGAACCUUCAGACUGGAUGUAUUACGCUCCCUCUGCAUUUUGGCCCUCCUCCACAUUUUAGACGGGAACUUUGCUCAGGCCUGGAUGACGAUCGGGGCAGCAGCCAGACUCCAGAGCUUGCGCCUCCUAUAUGUCGGAAACGAUGACACUCCUGAAGAUAACGACAAUAAUAACUCUAGGUGCUACUGGAGUAUCUUUAUAUUGGAAAAGACCUUUUCCUCAGGCUUCUGUCUUCUGGCGCAUCACACUCGUGUGCCGACAUAUCCGCCAAGCCCAGACGCGCCUCUCGCCUCUCGCCCAGACGCGCUUGAUCAAAGACAUGAGGAUAUUGGCAUCAAUGCAUGUUGCUUGCAAGCACUCAGCAUCUGGGGCGAUAUCAUAUUCUAUCUGGAAGAAAUACGGCGAGGCAAGAUGGAACAGCCUUGGAUGCCUUCCUCCGAGCACAGUCAAUUAACAAUGAAGCUUCAUGAACUUGAGCUCAAUCUGGCACAUCAACAUCUUCUACGUAAGGUCCAGUUCCAGGAUCGACAACCAGCUGAGCUGUGUCAAGAACAAGAGUAUUGGACACCUUGGGUCCUAAUGCAAUUUAUAUCGCACGCCGGACACGCAGCCCUGCACAAUCCAUUUAUCCAACUCGUGGCGUUACGCAAGUCCAAAUCCCUUACACAACCUUUGUCAUUCCUUCAACGAUCCGUUGACCAGUCUCUUUUCCACUCGGCUUGUCGGGCAAUUGGUGGCAGCAACGGCUACCAUACCAUACCAUGGCUGUUUCAGUUUGCCAGGGACGAAUCCAUUUCUAGCAAAGCCAAGGCUGACUACCGGGAGUACCACAAGGCGCUUGGUAGCCUGUCGGAGAAAUGGCCCCGUCUCGCACGCAAGAUCAAGCACCAUAUCCUUCGCUGUCUGCAGUCUUUUACCCACCCUGGAGAUGGCACUACUGUAAAGCUCCCGCCACACUUGGUUUGGGAGCUGCUCUCCGGGGAUGAGGCGUUGCAGAUAAUCACGAGCUAUGUUCAUCCAUCCCAUGGGGACAUCGGAGAAACUUCUUCACAAUCUACCCGUCGAGAGGACGAUCCUACAUCGCCUGUCGAAUGGCUCAACGAUCCGGUAAUGGACCAGUUGCUGUCGGAUUUCGCGUUGCAGGAUUUCUCAUGGCUUCCAUUCUGUUCGCCGGAAGAGGCCCAAACGUCUUAG
Molecule: messenger RNA, 1212 nt
Organism: Clonostachys solani
Lineage: Eukaryota; Fungi; Ascomycota; Sordariomycetes; Hypocreales; Bionectriaceae
Source: the annotation of a GenBank genome assembly